Messenger RNA from Gracilinanus agilis (Agile Gracile Mouse Opossum), 2544 nucleotides. It is a transcript of the gene PRRT4, whose product is annotated as proline rich transmembrane protein 4. NCBI's taxonomy places the organism in Eukaryota, Metazoa, Chordata, Mammalia, Didelphimorphia, Didelphidae. The coding region runs from base 1 to 2544 and encodes 847 amino acids. The transcript is spliced from 3 exons. The record is from RefSeq and is a predicted model, not a curated record.
AUGGCUGGGCAGGGCUGGGUGGGGCUGAUUUGCUGGGCCCUCUUGGGUGCUCCUGUGGCCCCCCAGCCUGGCUCCCCAGUCCCUGGUGCUUUUAUUACCACCUUGGCCCCACGUCCUCAGAGCGAGGCUUCCAUGCUAUCUCUCAACCUGGGGCUCAACUUUAAGUUUCAUGUUCGGGGGCCUGGAUCUGCCUGGGGAGGACUUGCCACAGAGACCCAGCCUCGAAUCCAAGUUCUGGACCAGGAGCCUGAUGAUGUGGGCGGUGGGCUGAGAACUGACACUAUCCCUGAACUGUCAAUGAGUUCCCCAGAGUGGGGGUCUGCUGAGGGCAGUGCCAUUGCCAGCACUGCCACUCUGCCUUUGCAAUCUACCUCUCCUGAUCCUGGGCCCAGAGAUGGGCUCCCUCUCCUGGGCACACUAUCCCUGGACACCAUGUUCCAGGCCACAGCUCCUCCUCCCGGCACUCCAUGGCCCCACAAGAGUGAAUUGGAGCUGAAGUUUGAUGUGGCACUGAGAGCAGGGGCAGCACCCACUCUUGGGCAGAAGAUGCUGCCUUUGCUGCCUAGCCUUCGGGCCAGUCUCGCAGAGAUAGCAGGCCGACUGGGUCCCUUUGGCUUCUUUGGCACUACUCUGUCCUCCCAGCUGGAGCCUUUGGAGGCUAACCUCACAAGCAGCACUGUGGGCCCAGACUCCCCCCAAAGUGAUGGUUCAGUGGGGACUGAACCUCCAGAUGUCACUCCCAUGCCCAGCGACCCUUCUCCGACCAGCCUGAGGAGCUCAUCGGCACAGCCAGAGUGUGGGGCGGAGGCCUGUGGCCCCCCAGACCUGCCCGAACCUGAGGAUCCUCCUCCAGCGGCUCCGUGGCCCCCCUUUUUUCUGAACUUAGAGGCCGACUGGGCCUCUGCCCGUGCCCGCUGGGGGCUGGCCUGGGAGGCUCAUGUGUACGGGGUGGGCGCGCUCUUUGGGCUGGUGGCCUUGUUGGCUCUGCUGAGUCUGGCCCUGCUGCCCUGGCGCUGCCCACCAGGAGCCCCAUGCUUGGCCCUGCUCAAUCUGCUCCUGCUUUCAGCGGGGGCCGCCCGGGCCUUUCCCCUCUUCUACGACGCCUACGGGCACAGAGAGAGGCUGCCCGGCCUGGUCCGGCUGCUGCUGCACGACUUGUCGCUGCCCUGCCUGGCGGCCUGCCUGGGGCUGGCCUGCCUGCUGCUGGCCCGCCCCCACCCUCCCCGCUGUCCAGGGGGCCUGGCCACCCUGCUUCUCCUGCUGCUGGGCCUGUCCGCCGGGGCCACUCUGGCCGGAGCCGUCUCGAGGCCGCUUCUCCCCCUCCUGCUGGCCUCCCGGGGCCUCGCUGCCCUCCUGGCAUCCCUUUUCUCAGGACUCUUGCUGGCUCUGUCCUGCCGGAGCAGCCGGCGGCGGCCAGGGGUCCCUCUGGGCGGUCCUGGGCUCAAGGGCCUGACGCCCACGCCCCCGAGCCGGGGUCCCUUCGCCCUGCCGCAGUCGUGGCAGCGGGCGGCACGGACGGCGCCCGUGGCGGGGGCCUUCGGGCUGCUGAGCGGGGGCCUCCAGGGGUACCUGGUACUCUACACUCUGGGCUACGGCGGUCAGCUUGGCCUGGCAGGGCCCUGGCCCUGGUGGGCCUUCCAGCUGGGCGUGCGGCUGGGUGAGGUCGGCGUGGCGUUGCCGUUAGCCUUGCUGGGGCUCUACCCGGCGCUCUGUAGCCCCCGUCUCUCCCAGAGAUGCUGGGCCAAGCUGUUCCGCUUGUCCCCGGGCCACGGGGCCCCCCUGCUGCCGUCCGGCUGGGGCCCCGGGCCCCAAGACAAGUUGCCCCCAGGAAGCGCCAUGGAGCAGGGCGAGGCUGAGCUGUUGCCUCUGUGUGCCCUGGCCGGGCCGGGCCCUGACCUUCUCCUCCCGGGGGGCGGCCACCUGGGCAUGGAGGGGGCGGCUGCCCACACAGCCCCGUCGGCCACUUCCUCCCCGGGCACCGGCAGUGACUGCACCGUGGACUUCUGCCCCCCGUCCCCCAUCGACCUGCACCGGAGCAUUGCAGAAGCCCUCUGCAGCGAAGUCCUGAUCACCCCCAGCUUUUUCCAGGGUCCUGUCUUUAGGGAGACCCUGCCAGGGCCCAGCCUCUCCGGAACUACCUCCAGCGAGGAGAGUUCAGGGACGGGAACAAAUGGGGUCAACGGGGGAGACCCAAGCUCCCCAGCCCCUGUGCUUCCCUCCCCGGGGGCCUGGCUGGUGGGCAGCAGUGCCUCCUCGGGCUCUCUGUACGGACUCUCCAGGGACAGCUCAUCCAUGCUGCUUUGCUCCAGCCCAGAAAAGCCCCCUCGAUCUUCUUUGGCAGGGAUCUGUAGUGCCCCUCAACCUUCAGGGAAUAGCUCCAGUCCCCCCGCCCCUGGGUGCUACAGGGCUCUGUCCCUGCCCUCCUGUAACUCUCCAGAAAGGCCAGAGCUGACCAAGGACGAAGCCCUGCUCCAGGAGCAGUUCCUGGACGCCUGCCGACAGAUUGACGAGCUCAGCGUCAGCAGCGAGACCAUCGACCUGUGA